AUGGCAGCGAGGGAACAUGGCUUUGCUCCCCUGGUGUUCCGGCUGCACGGAGGAGCUCCGCAGGUGGUACGAGAGGUGCUGCUGGAGCGUGGAUGGGAGGAACACGACGAACAAAAACAGGAGGAAGGAGAAUGGAACCUUUACUGGAGAACGUCUGCCUUCCGAAACUCAGACUAUGAAAACGUCUUGCCCUGGCAGAGACUGAACCACCAUCCCAAAAUGAUCCACAUCACACGCAAGGACUGUCUGACACGACACUUGAGAAGAAUGAAGAGUGCUCACGGCGCAGCCGCGUAUGACUUCAGUCCCGCUGCCUUUAUCUUGCCAAACGAAUACACCAAGUUUUUAGCAGCGUACAUUAGGAAUCGUACAGCUGGAAAACCUCGGUACUGGAUUUGUAAACCAGUCGAUCUGUCAAGAGGAAGAGGAAUAUUUCUGUUUGACAAUAUUAGAGACUUAACAUACGACUCUCCGGUAAUCAUACAGCGAUACAUCAGUAAGCCUCUUCUCAUUUCCGGCUACAAAUUCGACCUGCGUAUCUAUGUCUGCGUAAAAAGCUUCUCUCCUCUCAUCAUCUACAUGCACCAAGAAGGCCUUGUGCGCUUUGCCACAGAAAAAUACAACCUCGUCUCUUUAGACAACGUAUACGCUCACUUGACAAACACCAGCAUCAAUAAGUUCGGACUGUGCUACACCACAGACAAAGAACGAGUGGGAAGAGGAUGCAAGUGGACCAUGACCAAAUUUCGCAGCUUUCUUCACAACCAAGGCGUUAAUGAACGUCUCCUGUGGCGUAAGAUCAGUAACAUUGUCACGUUAACUCUCCUCACAGCUGCCCCGUCCAUUCCCUCCAGCCCAAACUGUCUGGAGCUGUUGGGGUUUGACAUCCUCAUUGACACCAGCUUUAAGCCGUGGCUCUUGGAGGUGAAUUACAGUCCCGCGCUCUCAUUGGACUGCCCCGCAGACGUAACGGUCAAGAAAGGGCUGAUCAAUGACAUCAUCGACCUGAUGAACUACAGGAUGAUUGACGGUUUCAGACAGAAUGGAUACCUCAGGAGAUAUAUGAGAUCAUGCACAGGUUGCCAUUACAUACUGACAAAAAUCCCUCCAGCGUUUCUACUACCAAAGACGUCUUCAGCUCCAAGAAGGUGGCAAAACGUCUGUGCCAAAAGAAAGAAACAGAACAUUACUUUCCCUAGUACAAAAACGACCAUUUCCAGUAGGCGUAAACAGACUCGUAUUCAUCAUGAACAAAUGUCUGACGUCUCUCAUGAUGAGGAAAUAAACGUUGAGGUAGAAUCAGAUGACUGUGAACUCACAACACUUAGAAGAGUGAGAGAGUCUUCUAGGAAUGUGCCAUCCGCUGUAUGCAAGUUACCUUCUCUUUACGUACAAAACCACAAGUCGCCAACAGCACCGUACAACCGUCCAUCUCAGGACAGAAGUAUUCCUCCUUCUCGUGUUGGCGACUUCAUACUGACGUUCCCAUUUAACGAGGUGACGUGGAAAGCGUCUCGGGAUGAUGUGGGUGUUAAGAGUGUUGUGCAUGAGAUACAAAAACUCACAAGUCGACUCGCCUCUUCUUCUAGUGAUAAAGAAAGGACUAACAUGGACAAACGUGUUGCCGUCAGGGACAGAUUUGAGGCUUUACUCUGGGGCCCGAAAAACCCACCUCUUCUCAGCGAAUGUUGUGCCUUAAAGUCACCAUGA
Messenger RNA from Triplophysa rosa, 1710 nucleotides. It is a transcript of the gene ttll2, whose product is annotated as tubulin tyrosine ligase-like family, member 2. Gene Ontology annotation, cellular component: cilium. Lineage: Eukaryota; Metazoa; Chordata; Actinopteri; Cypriniformes; Nemacheilidae. Gene Ontology annotation, biological process: microtubule cytoskeleton organization; protein polyglutamylation. Gene Ontology annotation, molecular function: tubulin-glutamic acid ligase activity; tubulin binding. The transcript has a single exon. The coding region runs from base 1 to 1710 and encodes 569 amino acids. The record is from RefSeq and is a predicted model, not a curated record.